UCAGCGUAUUUCCCGUUGCCGUGGGGAGGCUGCAAUCCUGCUCCGUAGCUGAAAUAUAAACACGUUGUUUGUUUUAAAGAUUUUUUUUUUUUUUUAAAUUGUUUUUUAACGUGCAUUUCGAGGAGGAGGAAGGAGUUGUGAGAGAUGUCGGACAGCGAGGACAGCGACUUCUCUGACAAUCAGAGCGAACGCAGCAGUGAAGCCGAAGAGGUCGAGGACAAUGAGGAGGAGGGAGGGAGAGGCAGCGUGGCCGGCAGUGAGAAAGGGGAGGAGGAGGUAGAGGAGGAAGAAUACGAUGAAGAGGAAGAAGAGGAGGAGGAGGAGGAGGAGGAGGAAGAGGAGGAGGAAGAGGAAGAUGAUGAACGGCCGAGGAAGAAACCCAGACAUGGGGGCUUCAUCCUGGACGAGGCUGAUGUCGAUGAUGAGUAUGAAGAUGAAGAUCAGUGGGAGGACGGAGCAGAAGAUAUCUUGGAAAAAGCAGAGCAAGCGGAAGUUUCCAAUAUCGAUCAUGUUGUGCUGAAUGAAGAUUGCUCUGGCGCUCGCAGACUGCAGAAUCUCUGGAGAGACCAGAGGGAAGAGGAGCUGGGAGAAUAUUACAUGAAGAAAUAUGCCAAGUCCUCAGGAGGCGAGCAUUUCUACGGGGGCUCGGAGGAGCUUUCUGAUGACAUCACUCAGCAACAGUUGCUACCUGGUGUGAAAGAUCCCAAUUUGUGGACCGUAAAAUGCAGGGAGCUCAUACAUUUGCACUGUAAUCUCUCCCUCCCUUUGCCUGCUUCCCAGCCCUUGCAGAUCAAGUCCGUCGUGGCCCCCGAGCACGUGAAGGGCUACAUCUAUAUCGAGUCGUACAAGCAGACCCACGUCAAGGCUGCCAUCGAGGGCGUGGGGAACCUGCGCAUGGGCUUUUGGAACCAGCAGAUGGUCCCCAUCAAGGAGAUGACGGACGUCCUGAAGGUGGUCAAAGAGGUGACCAACCUCAAGCCCAAGUCCUGGGUCCGGCUCAAGAGGGGCCUGUACAAGGACGACAUCGCUCAGGUUGACUACGUUGAACCGAGUCAGAAUACAAUAUCUCUGAAAAUGAUUCCCAGAAUCGAUUACGACCGAAUCAAAGCUCGCAUGAGCCUGAAAGACUGGUUCGCCAAGAGGAAGAAGUUUAAGAGACCCCCGCAAAGACUGUUCAACGAUGAAAAGAUCAGGUCCCUGGGCGGUGAUGUCAGCACUGAUGGAGACUUCUUAAUAUUUGAAGGAAAUCGCUACAGCCGAAAGGGCUUCUUGUUCAAGAGCUUUGCCAUGUCAGCUGUCAUCACAGAAGGAGUGAAACCUUCUCUCUCCGAACUGGAGAAAUUUGAAGACCAGCCAGAGGGAAUUGACCUGGAAGUUGUGACAGAAAUGACAGGUAAAGAGAGAGAGCACAACCUGCAGGCUGGAGACAACGUGGAGGUGUGCGAGGGCGAGCUCAUCCACCUGCAGGGCAAGAUCCUGAGCGUGGACGGGAACAAGAUCACCAUCAUGCCCAAACACGAGGACCUCAAGGACCCCCUGGAGUUCCCAGCUCAGGAGCUGCGGAAGUACUUCAAGAUGGGGGACCACGUGAAGGUGAUCGCGGGGCGCUACGAGGGGGACACUGGGCUCAUCGUCCGGGUGGAGGAGAACUUCGUCAUCCUCUUCUCUGACCUCACCAUGCACGAGUUGAAGGUGCUUCCUCGGGACCUGCAGCUCUGCACUGAGACGGCGUCGGGGGUGGACGCGGGGGGGCAGCACGAGUGGGGGGAGCUGGUCCAGCUGGACCCCCAGACUGUGGGGGUGAUCGUGCGCCUGGAGAGGGAGACCUUCCAGGUGCUGAACAUGCACGGCAAGGUGAUCACGGUGAGGCACCAGGCGGUGACGAGGAGGAAGGAUAACCGAUUCGCUGUCGCUCUGGACUCGGAGCAGAACAACAUUCACGUGAAGGACAUCGUGAAGGUCAUCGACGGGCCGCACUCGGGGCGCGAGGGGGAGAUCAGGCACUUGUUCCGCGGCUUUGCCUUCCUGCACUGCAAGAAGCUGGUGGAGAACGGAGGCAUGUUCGUCUGCAAGACACGCCACGUCGUGCUGGCUGGCGGCUCCAAGCCCAGAGAUGUAACGAAUUUUACAGUGGGCGGGUUUGCCCCCAUGAGCCCUCGUAUCACCAGUCCGAUGCACCCCAGUGGAGGGGGAGGAGGAGGAGGAGGAGGCCAACAGCAAAGAGGUGGGGGAGGAGGAGGGGGAGGAGGAAUGGGGCGUGGCAGAGGAAGGAGAGACAACGAUUUGAUUGGACAGACGGUUAGAAUUUCACAGGGACCAUACAAAGGCUACAUUGGGGUGGUGAAAGAUGCCACUGAAUCGACCGCCCGCGUGGAGCUGCACUCCACCUGCCAGACCAUCUCUGUGGACCGACAGCGGCUCACCACAGUGGGGGCGAAGAGACAUGGAGGAAUGACCUCCACGCAUGGGCGGACCCCCAUGUACGGCUCCCAGACCCCCAUGUACGGGACAGGGUCCCGAACCCCCAUGUAUGGCUCUCAGACGCCCCUGCACGAUGCUGGGAACCGGACUCCCCAUUACGGCUCUCAGACCCCGCUGCAUGAUGGGAGCAGGACUCCCGGGCAGAGUGGUGCCUGGGACCCCAAUAAUCCCAACACCCCCUCCAGGGCGGAUGAGGAUUUCGAGUACGGGUUCGAUGAUGAGCCCUCCCCCUCCCCGCAGGGGUACGGGGGGACCCCUAACCCACAGACCCCUGGAUACCCCGAAGUGCCGUCUCCGCAGGUCAACCCUCAGUACAACCCCCAGACGCCAGGGACCCCAGCGAUGUACAGCACAGACCAGUACUCUCCCUAUGCUGCCCCAUCUCCUCAGGGCUCCUACCAGCCCAGCCCCAGUCCUCAAAGCUACCACCAGGUGGCGCCAAGCCCCGUCGGGUACCAGAACACCCAUUCUCCAGCCAGCUACCACCCCACCCCCUCGCCCAUGGCUUACCAGGUAACUAACUCCGCUCCGACCACACAACGGGUCUCCAUUAGAGUAUAACCAGAUUGUUGGAGU
Polyodon spathula (Mississippi paddlefish) is the source of this 3057-nucleotide messenger RNA. RefSeq names its product transcription elongation factor SPT5-like. The record is from RefSeq and is a predicted model, not a curated record. Gene Ontology annotation, molecular function: protein binding; mRNA binding. The coding region runs from base 145 to 3042 and encodes 965 amino acids. The transcript has 27 exons. Lineage: Eukaryota; Metazoa; Chordata; Actinopteri; Acipenseriformes; Polyodontidae. Gene Ontology annotation, biological process: regulation of DNA-templated transcription elongation; regulation of transcription by RNA polymerase II; transcription elongation by RNA polymerase II. Gene Ontology annotation, cellular component: DSIF complex.